GGCUACAAUUAAACCUCAAAACGAAACACGGAUCGUUCUUUUUGACCGUAGGAUGGGGUAGCUUAUCGACGGUUGUGAAUCAAAAUCCCUUCUAAUAAAUAUCUCCCUCCAUUCUUCCCCUUCCAUCAAGAUCUACUUCGUUUUGAAAUCUGAUUUUGUUGUCAGAGAGAUUUCGUUGUUUCGUCGGAGAAAAUGUCAGGCCGAGGAAAGGGAGGCAAGGGAUUGGGGAAGGGAGGGGCGAAGAGGCACAGGAAGGUGCUGAGGGAUAACAUCCAAGGAAUCACGAAGCCAGCGAUUCGUAGAUUGGCUCGUAGGGGUGGAGUGAAGAGGAUCAGCGGUCUGAUAUAUGAGGAGACGAGGGGAGUUCUCAAGGUUUUCCUGGAGAAUGUGAUCCGUGACGCUGUUACUUACACAGAACACGCCAGGAGGAAGACGGUUACAGCCAUGGAUGUAGUGUAUGCUUUGAAACGACAGGGCAGGACUCUUUAUGGAUUUGGUGGUUAGAGUGGUUUAGAAUUUUGUUGUUAGGAAUGCUUUUGUAACAAUUCAUGUUAAAUGAAAGAUAUUGACUCUC
Rubroshorea leprosula is the source of this 574-nucleotide messenger RNA. The record is from the annotation of a GenBank genome assembly. Lineage: Eukaryota; Viridiplantae; Streptophyta; Magnoliopsida; Malvales; Dipterocarpaceae.